AUGGCACCAGCGAAGGUGUACGGUGACAACAACUUCCAUGACCAUGCCGAAGCCUCACAGCACGUAAUGCACAUCCGGAAGCUGAGAAAUGGAGAUGAUCUGAAGAUCGAGCUGGAACCGGUAUGGUUUCAGCUGGAAUCUGCGGAACUUCCGUCGGUCAGCGAUAACCAACAAGUGAAACGGCAAACGCUCAUGGAAACUAGACGACCGUACAAGAUCUACUCCCAUUUGGAGAACCUCCAGAACCAGCAGAAGCAGAAGGGAAACCGGCUGAAGCAGAAUCGUGCCGAGCCAGAGGCCGAAAGCGUUGAGUCGGCCGAGCAACGAUCAAGCUUGAGGAUCAGGAAGAAGACUUCAGUUGAGGAGCGAUUCGAUGAUCUCGAGCUACCGGGUUGCUUCCGGAAGUUUCUGCAAGAAAUGGAAGAUCGGAACCAUGAGGGAGUCCGUCGGUUGAUGCGCUGUCUAGCCCAGCAGCAGGCACGAUCGCGCGAUGGUGAUCGUAAGAAGCCGCGACCUGCGCGACAAUUCAAGGACAGUGGCGAUGCGUCCAACGAUGAACCGCGAUCGCGUCCUUACAGACGGAAGGUGGCUCGCCGAACAAAGAAUGAUGCUAAUCACAACGCAGCACCAUCGUCGAACGAAGGCGCGGAGAGUGAGUUAAUGUUUCAGAAGCAGUACAUUCGCUCGGAAAAUAAUGAUGGCGAUGAGGGCCAGUUGUUCGAGACAGGUCAACGGAAGAGUGGUGAAGACAGUGGUGAAGCUUCCGAUGAUUCCGCAAAUGAAAACGCCAGCAGCACAGAUUCCGACGAGGAAGAUUUUGAUGUGAAAUCUACCGAGGCUGAGAACGAUCAGGAAGUGCGUCGGUAUGCUAGCAACGAGGGAAAGGUUCCUUAUCGAAGACCAAUGAAGAAACUGAGCGCAAAUACCCAAAGUCAGAGCACGGAAGAAGUGGACGAUAAGAGCAGUAGCAGUGAAGAAAGCCAGGCAGAAUCGGAUGAGCACUAUUGAUGGAUGGAUUGUUGAUCGUUGAUGUGUUCCAGCUUGUUUAGUGGCGUUAAAUUAUUUUGGCCAUAAUUAAUAAAUGUGUAAAAUGUUAUAACUA
Anopheles aquasalis is the source of this 1102-nucleotide messenger RNA. RefSeq lists its product as uncharacterized. The record is from RefSeq and is a predicted model, not a curated record. NCBI's taxonomy places the organism in Eukaryota, Metazoa, Arthropoda, Insecta, Diptera, Culicidae.